Molecule: messenger RNA, 3009 nt
Organism: Egretta garzetta (little egret)
Lineage: Eukaryota; Metazoa; Chordata; Aves; Pelecaniformes; Ardeidae
Gene: SYAP1
Product: synapse associated protein 1
Exons: 9
Coding region: 1-1044 (347 amino acids)
Cellular component (GO): cytoplasm; synapse
Source: RefSeq, a predicted model, not a curated record
AUGGUGUUUCUCACGGAGUUAAAAAGAAGACGACAAGGCAAAAUAGCAAAGGGCAAAAAUCAAGAGCAAGGUAACCAACUGUCUAAAGAGAAAGGAAAAUCUAGUAAGAGAACUGGAUGUAAAGAGAUCUUUUUUCAGCUCUUUCUCUUCUCAUCUGUGAAAGGUUACCUCUUCAAUUUUGCCACUGCUGCUACAAAAAAGAUAUCUGAAUCUGUUGCUGAAACAGCACAUACGAUAAAGAAGUCUGUAGAAGAAGGAAAAAUCGACAGCAUCAUUGAUAAGACAAUUAUUGGAGAUUUUCAGAAGGAACAGAAAAAAUUUGUCCAAGAGCAGCAAACAAAAAAAUCAGAAGCAGCAGUGCCUCCAUGGGUAGACAGCAAUGAAGAAGAGACAAUUCAACAACAAAUACUGGCCUUAUCAGCAGAUAAACGAAAUUUUCUGCGGGAUCCUCCAGCAGGUGUGCAGUUUAAUUUUGACUUUGAUCAAAUGUACCCAGUUGCAAUGGUGAUGUUACAAGAAGAUGAACUUCUGAAUAGGAUGAGGUUUGAUCUCGUUCCCAAACAUGUGAAGGAGGAGGUGUUCUGGAGAAAUUAUUUCUACAGGGUGUCCCUAAUUAAACAGUCUGCACAACUCACCGCACUUGCAGCUCAACAGCAAGCAGUAGGAAAAGAAGAGAACAAAGGCAGAGAAGAGGAUAGUCAACUGAAAGAAACAGUACGGCCAAAAACACCGCCUGUUACAAUAAAGCCUCAAAUAAAAUCUCAAGAGGAAGAUGAAGAGAUUUCCACAAGUCCAGGUGUGUCAGAAUUUGUGAGUGAUGCUUUUGAUGCCUGUAAUCUGAAUCAGGAAGACCUAAGAAAAGAAAUGGAACAACUGGUGCUAGACAAAAAGAGAGAAGAGACUUCAGUAGUAGAAGAAGAAACGGCUGAUUGGGAAAAGGAAUUACAACAAGAGCUUCAAGAGUAUGAGGUGGUAACAGAAUCAGAAAAGCGUGAUGAAAACUGGGAUAAAGAAAUAGAAGAAAUGCUGCAAGAAGAAAAUUAAGCAUUUUCACAAAAUCACCAUAAACCUAAGAUUUUUCUGAGGACGGACAUGGAUUUCUGCUUUCAUAUUUUGCUUACGAAAGAUCUUCAAAAGACAUAGAAGAAUCAAAAAUCAUUAUAAUUCCAUAUGGGGAUACAACCAUGAUUUCUGUUCUUUAUAUGAGCAGUUUCUGAACUUCUAUGUUCUUCAAAAGAAAAAAAAAAAGACAGAUACUGCAGGUUGUAUGUCAUAAUUAAAAGUGAUAGCAUUAUUACAUGAAGCAGCAGUUUAGUUUGACGCAUUUUUAGGUGGUCAAGAAGCUCUGCAAAGAGAUUUCUAAAUCUAAGAAGCUCAAUUUGUCUACAGCCGUCUGUUUGGGAUGUAAAAAUGGAUGUUGUAAGUAACUUAGUCCUUGAAAAUAACACUCUCAUCACAUUUGCACUCUGAUCCCUGUAUAAUCUGUAAAUGUGUACUAUUUGUAAGGUACUUGUAGCUAGUAGCUUUCAUGUGUAUUUAACUUCCUUAAUGUAUGUAGCCAAAGAAUUUAUAGAAAACCCUAUCGAGUUACUUCCAAUCAUUUAUUAUAAAAAAGCUAAUUCAGACUCCAAAAGAAGUACUGAUUAAUUAUUGAUCACUUAUAACUGGCAAACAUUUCAGCAUUUAAAUAAGAAAUUACUUAUUAACUGCUUGAAUUAAACUGUUGUUUUUAUUAAAUCAUCAUAUUAUGAUAUUGCCUUUCCCCACAGAGAGAAAUGGUUUAAUGCUUUCUUUCUUCAGAAGACUCUUAUGUUUCCAUUUAAUUUUGCUGUCUGAGUGAGAGCAAAUUAAGUGUUGUUCUUAAUUUUAAGUGUUGAAACAUUUCUGUAAAAACUUUGUCUGGUUUGGACAUCUUUAUUAAAUAUUGUAGAUAUGUAUAAAAUCGGCUCAUUUAUUUGGAUGGAGGGCAGAGUGAGGGGCGAACAUAUUUCAGACUUAUACAGAUUUCAAAAAUAGACUUUGUCACAGUGCUUAAGACACAGAACUGAAAUAAAAAAGUUUUAAAUAAAAGAUUUUUUGAUUCUUCUUAGACAUCUGGAUGUUUCCUGUAGUUUUACCAUUAAGUCAGUAUCUUUAUGUAUAUAAAUGCAAAUUUGAUGUUCUGUUUGUCACCUGUUUCAUAAACUUCUCUGACAAAACAUUAAUGAAAUUCCAAAUAUGAAGGAAAAAGGGUAAGAUGAAGUAGGUAGGAGCCAUUAAGCACAAUUGAAUUAUAGGCAUGUUACAUAGAGUAAGCUCUGUCUUAAUGACAUAAUUCUGCAGAAAACUUUUGUAAAGAGACUGAAAAGAUUAUAGCUGUAAUUACUCCAUCAAUAUUCAUCCCAUGGGAAUUGAAGUGAGCUAAGCAGUUUUAACCGCUGUUAACUGUAAGAAAGGACUGUUUUUAAAAUGGUCUCUAUUGGCAACUUAGACAGAAAGCCCUCCUGUAUUUCUCAUCAUGGAAAAUGAAUUGUUUUAAGCCUGCAUACAUUUGACUUCUCAAAGUAGUUCCUUUAUUGCUAUACACUUUCUCAACUACAAAUCAUCUUAAGCACAAUUUAUAUUUUUGUAAUGUUUUUCACUUUUAGUUAACAGGUGCAAGAUAAGUCGUGGUAAAUAAGAGGUACUUUAGGAGCUCUUUAUAUCUGGGAUUAAUUAAAGGCCCCAAAAGUUAAAUCUGUUACGCUCAUAAAAAUCAGACUAUUCAAAGCUUAGUGUUUACUCUUGACAAAUACAACUGCUCACAGACUUAAGCUGGAGACGUUAGGAUUUAUCUAUUGUACAGUUUGACACGACACCUUGUAAGAUGGGUAGUUCUGUUCUGAUAGUGGCAAAUCUUCUCCGGACGACUCGGAGCUCAAAAUCCCCGUCCCAAAUGUCCGCUUUCAUAAAAACCAGCCUGAUAAUUCCUCGUGUUUUCAGAUACAUGACGGGCUUAUUUGCAUGGGGUUUGUACACCAAGCCUCAUCU